This is a messenger RNA of Adineta ricciae, 930 nucleotides long. Lineage: Eukaryota; Metazoa; Rotifera; Eurotatoria; Adinetida; Adinetidae. The record is from the annotation of a GenBank genome assembly.
AUGGGAAUCAGCUAUAUCGUUAUUGGAACAAUAGGUGGUAUAUUUAAUAUUCUACUCUUCACGAGACGCUCCCUAAGAGUUUUAUCGCCGUGCAUUCCCCUUAUGCUCGCAGCUAAUGUCGCCAAUAUGAUCAAUCUCUAUUCGUACAUUCCAUUACGUACACUUGUUGGCUUUCAAAUUACGCUCGUUUUUUAUUCAUCAAUCGCCUGUAAACUCCAAUUUUACCUGUUCUAUACAUCAGUUUGCGCGUCUACUUGGUUUAUGGCAACUUGCUGUGUUGAUCGAUUCUUUUCAUCAUCGCCCAAUGUUAGUGCACGACAGUAUAGCAAUAUGCGUAAUGCAUAUCGAAGUAUUUUAGCCAUUACUAUUUUUAUUCUUGUCUUUUGGUCGGAAGUAUUCUACUGUUUCGAUGCCAAUCAAAUCGGCAAACCUGGACCAUGUUAUACACGAAACAACGUAUGUGCUAUUUUCGAUACGAUAUUUGCCUAUAUUUUCCAGGCGAUUGGACCACCUAUAUGUAUGAUUAUCUUUGGUAUUGGUACAUUCAUUCAUAUUCAUCAAGGACGACGAAUACGACCCACGCAGAUGAGUAUUGAAAUGACAGAGACUACCAAUAGGAGAGAAACCAGUAAUAUUGGAGAUGUACGUGGCAAGAAUCGAUCCAUCUUACGCAUGCUUAUUGGGCAACUUCUUCUCUAUAUCGUAUGCACUAUGCCUCUUCUCAUAUUCAAACUUUAUAUAGCACUACCAUUGACGAUAGACAAGAGUAACUUACGUCGUUCUGUCGAAAAUCUCAUUCUUAACAUAAGCAUCUUUCUUCAAUUGAUUGACAAAACGUUUGCAUUUUUUAUUUACACAGCGACCAGCAAGUAUUUUCGUCAGGAAUUCAUCAAACUAUUUAAACAUCAUGAUCGUCACAGGCACGUAUAG